Messenger RNA from Annulohypoxylon maeteangense, 960 nucleotides. RefSeq lists its product as uncharacterized. The record is from RefSeq and is a predicted model, not a curated record. NCBI's taxonomy places the organism in Eukaryota, Fungi, Ascomycota, Sordariomycetes, Xylariales, Hypoxylaceae. The coding region runs from base 398 to 883 and encodes 161 amino acids. The transcript is spliced from 2 exons.
GUAGACCUAAAUGUAAAAAUUCUUGAUAAGCUAAAAGCUAAUGGAUAUGCGUUACCUCUUUAUUAAUCCUAUUAUUUUUACCACCUAUUGGAAGGUACCUUCCAGGUACGUAUUUGGUGCGGUAUUCAUGGAUGUUCUUCGUACUUGCCUCGAGAAGUUUUGGCGGUUGCCAAUGAAGCUACCUAGGCUGCCGCCUAACCACCAUAAUCUAGGUAAGCCCUGGAGGUAUCAACUGACUGCCCCUCCUGUUUUCAAUCCAACAUCACCAUCAUUAUCGGCGUUUCCAACCAUAAAGAAAAAUAUAUUACAUAAGCAUUAGUCUUGUCGCCUUGGGAAUAAUUCGUUUGUAGCUCAGCUCAGACACCUCUCUUCCAAAACAGCGAUUUCAUGAGAAAAUAUGUCAACACCCAUGCAACUUGACUUGCCUCUUCGUCAGGCAUCCAAGAUGACAGGGAAUAAGCGAUCAAAUGGGGACGUGGGCAUGACUUCCACAUCGACCAUAGCCCCCUCUACAGAGGAUUUCGCAAGGGAUUUAAUAACAGAGCGAGACGACUCUUCCAUGGCCAUUUCUUCCGAUCUAAAAAACUUGCGAAUCUCGAGUUCCCGAGAACGACCUCUGUUUCCCAGAUACACAAAGGAUCUAGAAAUGUCUAGUGCUUCUAACACACACGUAUCUAACCCCUCCGACGUUGGCGGUAGUAAGAGGAAAUAUACGUGGAACAGUAUGGCGGAGAUGAUUAGUGCACAUGUGGAGGAGCUGAAGGAGAGACCGCCUCUCGGCACGCCCAAGGAGGACGCUAAGCAGAUUGGUAAAAGUGGCGGAGGAUCUCAGCAGAUAUCGAACAGCAAGGGAAAGGAGAAGGCAAAGGGAGCCUUCAUUUAGGAAGCUGAUGAGAUAAAAGGAAGAAAACGUCAAUUUAGGUUCUCACGCUAUAAUAAGUUGUGAGAGGACGAAGUCUA